Brassica napus (rape) is the source of this 1722-nucleotide messenger RNA. Its product is annotated as E3 ubiquitin-protein ligase BOI-like. The record is from RefSeq and is a predicted model, not a curated record. The coding region runs from base 121 to 825 and encodes 234 amino acids. Gene Ontology annotation, molecular function: ubiquitin-protein transferase activity. Gene Ontology annotation, biological process: regulation of programmed cell death. The transcript has a single exon. NCBI's taxonomy places the organism in Eukaryota, Viridiplantae, Streptophyta, Magnoliopsida, Brassicales, Brassicaceae.
UUGCUCUCCUUAGAUAAAAGCCAACCCCCAUGGAUUUCUUCACAGACACCACAACUCUCCUUCUCCCUUUCCUUCUCUCUCUUUGUCCAGCUUCGCAGAGCUUUUAAAACAAACGUAUCAAUGGCUGUUGAAGCGUCUACAAAACGUCCCAGAGGAUCUCAGUACCUUGACACAGACGCUAACUUCACGCCAGCUGUUAAACGGAGGUCCGGCGCGUUUGGUUUAUCAUCAUCGUUGAUAAACGUUGAACUCUUAUGUCAGAUUCAAAACCAGCAACAAUUGGAGAUUGAUAGGUUUGUAGCUCAGCAAACGGAGAAGCUUAAAAUAGAUAUUGAAGCACGUCAGCGAACGCAAACGCGGAUGCUAGCGUCUGCGGUUCAAAACGCGAUAGCCAAGAAGGUAAAAGAGAAAGACGACGAAAUCGUACGGAUAAGAAACAUUAACUUCGUUUUACAAGAGGGAGUCAAGAGUCUCUAUGUUGAAAACCAAAUCUGGCGCGAUAUCGCUCAAAGGAACGAAGAACACGCUAACAUCCUUAGAACAAACCUCGACCAAGUUCUGGCUCAAAUGGAAACGUUACAAACCGUAGCAACCGCUGUAGAUGACGAUGCCGAAUCUAGCUGCGGAAGUUGGGUUGAAGGUGGUGAAGCUAUAAGGGCGGUUAGUAGCGGUUGCAAGCGGUGCGGUGAGAGAGAAGGGAGUCUGUUGGUGUUACCUUGUCGUCAUUUGUGUUUGUGUACGGUUCGUGGUUCGGCUUCGUUACGAACUUGUCCGGUUUGUGGUUCGGUCAUGAACGCUAGUGUACAUGUUAACAUGUCUUCUUGACCGUCUAGAAGUUUUAGUAAAGGAUUAAAAUCUAAAAGAAUAGGAUUUUCUUUUUGCCAAUUAAUUUUGUAUUUUGUAAGUACAUUCUUUUCUUAAUUCCUGUAAAUUUUAAUUUAAAUCUUGAAUUUCUAUACAGACUUUAUUGAAGCCAAGAAUACUAGUUGCAAAAAGAUGAAAUAAUUCAAGUUAACUCACAAAAAAUAAGUAAAGAAUCCCCAAAAAUGAUAGGAAAAAAGGAAAUUCAUUGUACUGGAUUAAAAGAUUCUUGAUUGUUUGAAAUGUGUAUGUAUUCCAAAGUUGGUUACUUUAUUCUCAAAGUCAAUUACAUGAACGCUUAGUUUGAUAGAUUUCCAGAAUGUCCAUACAAAUUGAAAAAUUAUAUAUCUAUAGAUAAUACUGUUACAGUUUGGCGGUAUAUUUUAUAUUUCUAACCCCACAAACUAUAGUAAACAAGAAGAACCAUAUUUAGCAAACUAUAAAUGAAACAUUCAUUCAAAAAAAAUAUAUUGAAAGAGUCUGAAUUCGAUUGCCUCAACGACAUUUUGAGUGCAGUCAUCAUAGUUGUCGUGUAAUAAAUAUUUCAAAUUUGGACCAUCAUGUGCGGUGCAUGUCUAGACAACCAAAAACCCUUCCCACUAAAAUGGCUUCACGUACGUAAAUACAUACAAUUUAUAUUGAUAAAAAAGAAAAACCAAACUAAAACGAUGAAUACGAUGUGUGAAUUCACGAGUUACGAUGACUGCGUCCAAGAAACGUUACCAUGUCUCUAUGACUCUAUCCAAUAAUUUGUUUAAAUUUCCCCUUCAAUUUUUAAAAAAAUAUACUAUUAAUUUGGAAGGGAGUCGUACAUAAAUAGUGGCAAAAUGAAAAUUAAUGGUAUUGGUACGACUAUAAAGA